UUAAACUCAAAGCUUUGAAAUUCUGAGAACGAAAGAACAGGAGCCCAAACUCGCGAGGCGGUCGGGUCGUCUUCCUCCUUCGAAUCGGCUUCGUGCAUCUCCCGGCUCGCUCUGCUUCCGGCGAUGGAAACUGAAGGAGGAGCAGCAGCAGAUGGAUCCGACUCCGCCGACGUCUCCGCACUGCGCAAGAAGCAUCUAGCGAUGCUCGAGCGCCUCUCGAACCGCCACCAGCCUCGCCCCGACGUGCCCGGCCCCUCGCCGCCCGCCUCCGCCGCCUCCUUCGAGUCCACCUCGUCCUUCCUUUCCCUCUUCGGCGAGUCCAGGAGGUCCAUCGAGUCCCGCCUCGCCCGGUGCCGGCUCGCCGACCCGUCCCUGCUCAAGCCCAGUUUCGACGAGAUCUCCGCCUCCAUCGCCGACCUCGAGAAGCUCGUCGCGGAGAGCUCCUACUACCUGCCCUCCUACGAGGUCCGGUCCUCUCUGAAGACCAUCUCCGAUCUGAAGCAGGCCCUCGACAACCUGAGCUCCGAGCUGAUCCCCAAGAAGAAGUUCUCUUUCAAGAACAAGCCCGCAAGGAAGGAACCGACCGCGUCCUCGUUGAAGGGAGCCGAAGCGGAAACUCGCGAUUCGAGGCCAGCCGCGAAAGCCGGGAGCUUGGCGGUCGCCGUGCCCGAUUCGCCGGGUUUUAGGAACAGGGCAAAUGAGGUUCUGGCGAAGGACGUGAGGGGACUGGAGAUCGGCGAGUUCACGCUGUCGGAUCUGGAGUCGUGCGAGGUGAGGCUGAUCGGGUGCGCGAGGGCGCUGUUCGUGCACAGGUUGAGGAACUGCAGGGUCUACGCUGGGCCCGUGACCGGAUCAGUCCUGAUCGAGGAGGCGGAGGAUUGCGUGUUCGUGCUGGCGUCGCACCAGAUAAGGAUUCACAACGCCAAUGCGAGCGAUUUCUACUUGAGGGUGAGGAGCAGACCCAUCAUCGAGGAUUGCUCGGGAGUGAGGUUCGCGCCGUGUCGUCUCCAUUACCGGGGAAUCGAGCGGGAUCUUGAGGACGCCGCGCUCGGCGAAGAAACCGGGAAUUGGUCCAAGGUCGACGAUUUCAAGUGGUUGAGGGCCGCACAGUCUCCGAAUUGGUCAGUUUUGCCCGAGAACGAGCGCAUUGAAACUAUUGACAUCUCCGAUGUGUCUGCUUGAGAGCUCGUGAUGGCGUGAGAUUGUGCCGAGAUUCCGGUGGAGUUUUGUCUGUCUGUUCUGUUAAUUGGCUUGUGUUGAUUCGACUGAUCUUCAUCCUCUUCA
Messenger RNA from Syzygium oleosum, 1284 nucleotides. RefSeq names its product tubulin-folding cofactor C. The transcript has a single exon. Gene Ontology annotation, biological process: post-chaperonin tubulin folding pathway; tubulin complex assembly. Gene Ontology annotation, molecular function: tubulin binding. The record is from RefSeq and is a predicted model, not a curated record. Gene Ontology annotation, cellular component: cytoplasm. Lineage: Eukaryota; Viridiplantae; Streptophyta; Magnoliopsida; Myrtales; Myrtaceae. Bases 124 to 1182 code for a protein of 352 amino acids.